This is a messenger RNA of Xenopus tropicalis (tropical clawed frog), 4921 nucleotides long. It is a transcript of the gene lrig3, whose product is annotated as leucine-rich repeats and immunoglobulin like domains 3. Lineage: Eukaryota; Metazoa; Chordata; Amphibia; Anura; Pipidae. The record is from RefSeq and is a predicted model, not a curated record. The transcript has 19 exons. Bases 1190 to 4519 code for a protein of 1109 amino acids.
UUGUGCUAACUCUAAAAGACUGAAACACUGGUUCUUUAAUCACACUCAUUUUUCAGUUUUAAGAAGUACAAGUAUGGGACCCCUUGUCUGGAAAACCAUUAUCCAGAAAGUUCCAAAAUACAGAAAGGCCAUCUCCUACAGACUCCAUUAUAAGAAAAUAAUUCUAAUUUGUAAAAAUUAUUUCCUUUUUCUCUGUAUUAAUAAAACAGUACCUUGUACUUGAAAGGCAGAUAGAUCAAACUGCUAAACAUGUGUUUUACCACUUCUAUAUAAUUAUUCAUAGUGAUAUCACUACCAAUUUUAGGAAAUUGUAAAAAACUAAGAUUAUUAUCUAUAGCAGUGCUAAACAACUGAUUACAUGUAGUGGGCCACUUUUUUUCAUAUAAGAUGUUUAAGAGCCGGAUUAAAUUAAAAUGAUAUACAGUGAAAUCUAUGGGGUCUUUAAACAGACUGGGGGCCAUAAAAAGCCAUUGGAGGGCCACAUCUGGCCCACAUGCCUCCAGUUGGACAGUCCUGAUCUAAAGAAAAAAAAACAAUGUAACCAACAAGCAUACUCUAAAUUAUAAAUUGUGGGGAAAUACAAAUCGUGUGUACACUUUCCAUUUCAGACAGAGCACGAAAAGUUGCCAGUAAAUUUCUACAGAUCGCUUUCUACAAUGUGUACUUCCUACUCAAACUCCAGCUACAUGAAUAUCCAGCCUCGGAGAGGCAUGUUGGAUUACACUUCGGCCUUCCCCCAGUCAGGAGCAGCGCUUGCAAAGGCAGCGAGGGAAACUGCAAUCUAAUCAGCGGUUAUCAACAAUCAGUGUAAUCUGCUGAUUGAGAGGUGUGAGGUGGAGUACUGUAAAUCUCCACUCAUUGCUUUCUUCGGUUCUCUUUCUCGCCCAACCCCCAUUCCUUUGGCUUGUUUUGAUCACGUGAGGGGGGUUGCCUUGACCAAUAGGAGGAAAGCCCAGCCCCCUUUCACACAGCCUGGGGAACACAAGGGGGAAAGUUUACUUAUUGGAGCUGGAAUUUUUUCCCUCUGAACCCUCGGUGAUUUCUUCGGUUUCCCGAGGAGCCGAGAGCUGUGAGUUUGGUGGGAGCGAGGGAUGUAAGUUUGCGGCGUGCGGUGAGGAGGAUUCGCUGCUCGGAGCUGUCUCUCGGGGUCGGGCGGAGUGGGGGAGUCGGGAAGGCGCUAGCUGUUGGAAUGUGGAUGUGUACGAUGCCGCUCUCUUGGCGGAGGAUCAUUUCCCUGCUGCUGCUCAUUACCCCCUUGGUGCUGGGAUUUCAUGGAUUGGAACGUAGGGUGAGAAGGGAUCGCGGGCCGUGCCCCUCGCCUUGCCGCUGCCUUGGGGACCUACUGGACUGCAGCCGCAGGAAACUCGCCGUGGUACCGGCCAAUCUCCCGGAGUGGGUAGUGCAGCUGGACUUGAGUCAUAACAAACUGUCUUCAAUCAAUCCCAGUUCCAUGAAUCAUCUUCAUAAUCUGAGAGAACUGAGGCUGAAUAAUAAUGAACUGCAAAUUGUACCAGAUCUGGGGCCACUGUCUGCAAACAUAACCCUCUUUUCUCUGACAAAUAAUAAAAUUGAAGUGAUCUUGCCAGAACACCUGAAACCUUACCAAUCUCUGGAAACACUAGACUUAAGUAAUAAUCUUAUCACCGAGCUAAGGGCCGGAUCAUUUCCUACACUACAGCUUAAGUAUCUAUAUAUCAAUAAUAAUCGUAUAAGCACAAUGCAGUCUGGUGCAUUUGACAAUUUAUCCGCUACAUUACAAGUAUUAAAACUCAAUAAGAAUCGUAUCUCAUAUAUUCCAUCCAAAAUGUUCAAGUUGUCUAAUCUGCAGCACCUAGAACUAAAUCGGAACAGAAUAAAGGAAAUUUUGGGACUCACAUUUCAGGGGCUUGAUUCUUUAAAAUCACUAAGAAUACAGAGGAAUUUAAUAACAAGGCUUAUGGAUGGAGCAUUUUGGGGAUUAAGUACAAUGGAAAUUUUGCAGUUGGAUCACAACCGACUCACAGAAAUUACUAAGGGAUGGUUGUAUGGCCUGCUUAUGUUGCAAAAACUCCAUCUUAGCCAAAAUGCCAUCAGCAGUAUCACCCCUGAUGCCUGGGAGUUUUGCCAAAAGCUCAGCGAGCUAGACUUGGCCUUUAAUCAACUAACAAGACUAGAGGAGUCAAGCUUCGCAGGCUUAGGCCUUCUUGGUGGAUUAUAUAUCGGGAACAACAAAAUAAAUUUUAUAGCAGAUGGAGCAUUUCGUGGACUUUCAAGUUUAAACAGUUUGGAUCUCAAAAGCAAUGAAAUUUCUUGGACCAUUGAAGACAUGAAUGGAACUUUUUCUGGACUAGAAAGACUUAAAAGACUUAUUCUACAAGAUAAUAGAAUAACAUCAAUUACAAAGAAAGCAUUUUCUUGGUUGGAUGCUCUUGAGUACCUAGACCUAAGCGACAAUGCCAUCACCUCAAUGCAGACUAAUGCAUUUUCCCAAAUGAAGAGCCUUCAGCAACUAUAUUUGAACACCACAAGUCUAUUGUGUGAUUGCCAGCUGAAAUGGUUGCCUAAAUGGUUAGCAGAAAGCAAGUUUCAGACAUUUGUAAAUGCAAGUUGUGGCCAUCCUCAGAUCCUCAAAGGCAAAAGUAUAUUUGCAGUUAGCCCUGAUGACUUUGUGUGCGACGACUUUCCAAAACCACAGAUUACUGUUCAGCCUGAAACACAGUCAGCAAUAAAAGGCUCCAAUGUGACUUUUAUCUGUUCAGCAGCAAGUAGUAGUGAAUCUCCAAUGACCUUUGCAUGGAAAAAAGACAAUGAACUUCUGCAUGACUCUGAGAUUGAAAAUUAUGCUCACUUAAGGGCACAAGGUGGAGAAGUGAUGGAAUAUACAACUAUUCUGCGACUUCGCAAUGUGGAAUUCAUCAAUGAAGGGAAAUACCAGUGUGUCAUUUCCAAUCAUUUUGGUCCUACUUACUCCGUCAAAGCCAAACUUACAGUUAACAUGCUUCCCUUAUUCACCAAGAUGCCAAUGGACCUUACUAUUCGAGCUGGAUCAACAGCUAGACUAGAAUGUGCUGCGGUCGGACAUCCAACACCACAAAUUGCUUGGCAGAAAAAUGGCGGCACAGACUUUCCUGCAGCCCGAGAGCGGCGCAUGCACGUCAUGCCAGAAGAUGAUGUGUUUUUCAUAGUAAAUGUUAAAACGGAGGAUAUUGGGGUGUACAGCUGUACUGCCCAAAACAGUGCGGGAAGCAUUUCAGCUAAUGCUACACUGACUGUGCUAGAAACCCCAUCUUUUCUACGGCCAUUAGUGGAUCGUACUGCUUCAAAGGGAGAGACAACUGUUUUACAGUGCAUCGCAGGUGGAAGCCCCACACCAAAAGUAAACUGGACAAAGGAUGAUAGUCCAUUAGUUGUAACAGAGAGGCAUUUCUUUGCUGCUGGAAAUCAGCAUCUAAUUAUUGUGGACACAGACCUUGAAGAUGCCGGGAAAUAUACAUGUGAGGUGUCCAAUAUUCUUGGAACAGAGAGAGGCAAUAUUCAUCUUAGCGUUUUACCAAAUCCAACCUGUGAUUCACCUGUCAAUACAAUACAAACUGCAGAAGAUGAUGGCUGGGCAACAGCUGGCAUAGUGAUCAUUGCAGUGGUUUGCUGUGUGGUGGGAACAUCCCUUGUCUGGGUUGUCAUUAUAUAUCAUACCAGAAGAAAAAAUGAAGAUUGCAGUGUUACAAAUACAGAUGAGACCAAUCUACCAGUGGAUACCCCAAGUUACUUAUCUUCCCAAGGCACGUUGGCAGAAAGACAAGAUGGCUAUGGUUCAUCUGAAAAUGGAAGCCACCAAUUCAUAACCUCAUCAAUGAGUGGUUAUUUUUUGCAACAAAGAGAUAAUGGAGCCUGUCAUUUAGAUAAUGGAAGUGAGGCUGAUAUGGAAGUUGCAACAGAUCCACUUCUCUUUAACUACACAGGAGUACCGGGUUCAUUGUAUUUAAGAGGAAAUACUUAUGAUCCUGAUGCAUAUGAAAUAUUUCAUGCAGGGUAUGGCAUGGAUAGAAGAACACCAAAUAUGAAUUUAUACGAAUCGGAGUAUUUAAAGCAAAAAGAUUUUGGCUUGUAUGGGCAUCAGCAUGAUGACUGCUUCAAAAACGCCUGCAGUCAUGGUGUACAGUCAUUGGCUGGUAGAAUUGUUGGUCCAACAUGUAGUCACAAAGAGGACACUGAAAUUAAAACAAGUUCGGAUAUUGACAUUUUAGGCUUAAAACACACUGUUGACCAAGGGACACAAGCAUCUUGUAGCACUUAUUUAGGCACCUUUGGAAAACCUUUAUGGAGGCCUCCGCUUGACUCUCCUUGUGGCUAUGUACAACCAUCGUUUUGUCAGCCAACAUCUCACUCUGUUCCCCAAACUAAAUUGAACUUACAGCUGGAGCAUGGGAAAGAUGAAUCUCAAAGGACAAAUAUUCCGGAUGAAAAUGCUACUUUCUUUCCCAAAAUGACUUCUGAUUAUCACAGAACUUCUGGUUUUCAGUGCUAUGAGCUGGAUACAUAGCCGCAUUUAAUUAGCUGAAUUUAUUUAAUGAGCAGUUUUCAACAUGCUACCUCAACUUACAAUUAAGGAAAAAAGACACAGAUUGUAUAUUCAUCUUGGAAUGUACAUGGACUGCAAUAAUGGACUUCAAAAGUUUCCUAGUUUUAUAUGCAAGGAAGAUAAUUGUCUUAAUUAUUUUAAAGUUGUGUUAAAGUUUAAAUGUUUGUAAUUUAAAAAAGUGUAAAUAUUGAUAUAACUAUUUUUGUAUUUUAAAAUGUCAAAAUUUUCUAUGGAAAAUGAAUAUUGCUGAGUGCUAUAAUAAUAGAGCCUCAGAGUAGUCAUAAUUAAAUAUGACUAUAUGUAGGCCUUGUACACUUGCACAAGUCAAAUAAAAUAUGCUGCCAUUCUUACUGUGAUGCUAAA